Corylus avellana is the source of this 2776-nucleotide messenger RNA. Its product is annotated as ADP-ribosylation factor GTPase-activating protein AGD4. Gene Ontology annotation, cellular component: cytoplasm. Gene Ontology annotation, molecular function: GTPase activator activity; protein binding. NCBI's taxonomy places the organism in Eukaryota, Viridiplantae, Streptophyta, Magnoliopsida, Fagales, Betulaceae. The record is from RefSeq and is a predicted model, not a curated record.
AGUAGAUCCCCUAAACGACUUCUUCAAGUGAUCAAAUUCCCCCCUCACCCCCACCCCUCGUGACUCAUACUUCUCCUCCGAUCUGAAACUCUUCGGUCUGUCUGAAUUCGGAUAGGGAGAGGGAGAGAGAGAGAGCGAGAGAGCUAGUCUGUAGGUUAUUGCCUCGAGACUCCAGAGGAACAAUGGUGACCUUCAUCAAGCUGGACGAUUCCCCUAUGUUUCUGAAGCAGAUGCAUUCUCUAGAACAGACAGCUGAUGAGUUGAAAGAUCGCUGCCAAAGUCUAUAUAAGGGUUCUAAGAAGCUUAUAGCAGCUCUUGGAGAAGAAUUUAAUGGAGAAACUGCCUUUGCAGAUUCAUUAGAAGCAUUUGGUGGUGGCCAGGAUGAUCCUAUUAGCACAUCCAUAGGAGGUCCGGUCAUAUCCAAGUUUAUAACUGCAUUUCGGGAGCUUGCUACUCAUAAAGAGUUUCUUCGUUCUCAAGUAGAGCAUGUCUUGAUUGAUCGCCUCAUGCACUUUAUGACUGUUGAUCUAGAAGAUGCAAAGGAGUCCCGUCGAUGCUUUGACAAAGCUGUAGAUGGUUAUGAUCAGGCACGGGAAAAGUUUGUGUCUUUGAAGAAAAAUACAAGAGGAGACAUUGUUGCAGAACUAGAAGAGGAUCUACAGAACUCAAAGUCAGCAUUUGAGAGGAGCCGUUUCAAUCUAGUAAAUUCCCUUAUGAAUAUUGAAGCAAAGAAGAAAUACAAGUUCUUGGAAUCUAUAAGUGCAAUGAUGGAUGCUCAUCUGAGAUAUUUUAAGCUGGGAUAUGAAUUACUGAGCCAAAUGGAACCAUUUAUUCACCAGGUGUUAACAUACGCACAACAUGCUAAAGAAAUGGCCAAUGUGGAACAAGAUAAACUUGCAAAAAGGAUUCAGGAAUACAGGAUACAAACUGAGCUGGAGAGUAUACGAGCUUCAAGUAACAUGGAGCAUUCAGUAGGUACCAAUAGCAUUCUUGCUGUUGGUAUGAGCUCCUACAGAAAUGUUGAAGCAAUCAUGCAAUCCAAUAACGGGCAGGUCCAGACCAUUAAACAAGGAUAUCUCUUAAAACGAUCUUCAAGUUCAAGAGGAGAUUGGAAGAGGAGGUUCUUUGUGCUUGACAGCCAAGGGGCUUUAUGUUAUUACAGAACUAAGGCUACCAAACCUGUGGGCUUUCAAUCAUACCAUAGCUCAGUUGACCAUAAUAGUGGUGUGUUUGGUAGAUUCCGUUCACGGCACAAUCGGCCAGCAUCAUUUGAUAAAGAGAUUCUGAGCUCCCGUACAAUUGAUCUCUGCACAUCAACUAUAAAGAUGGAUGCAGAGGACAUGGAUCUACGUCUCUGCUUCAGAAUAAUUUCUCCGUCAAAAACUUACACAUUGCAGGCCGAGAAUGAGGCAGAUAGGAUGGACUGGAUAAACAAAAUCACAGGAGCUAUUGCAUCUCUUUUGAAUUCUCAUUUUCUUCAACAGCCGCACCCUGGAACAAGACACAUUGAGAAUAAUAACUCUGAGAGUCAUGCUUCUUUUGAUGUCCGAUCCCUAGAUAGCCAUGAAAUCUUAGAUGACGACGUAAAAUUCAACAAUGCAGAUCCUGUGUUUAAAAUUCUCCGAGGAAUUCCUGGAAAUGAUAUUUGUGCAGAGUGCAGCACUCCUGAACCAGAUUGGGCAUCUCUCAAUCUUGGCCUAUUGCUUUGCAUUGAAUGUUCUGGUGUUCAUCGGAAUCUUGGCGUUCAUAUCUCAAAGGUGAGAUCUCUCAUGUUAGAUGUCAAGGUUUGGGAACCUACUGUCUUGGACUUAUUCCGGAACUUGGGUAAUUCUUUUUGUAACUCUGUGUGGGAGGGAUUGCUUCUACUUGAGAACGAAAGGACAAAUGAAUCAAGUGCUAUUAUCACAUCAGUUACAAAGCCGUGCCCCAAGGAUGACAUUUACCAUAGGGAAAAAUAUAUUCAAGCGAAGUAUGUAGAGAAAUUGCUAGUCAUCAGAGAAGUAACUGCAUCUGGGAUUCCUUCCCAUGCUACAAACAUCUGGCAUGCCGUUAAGAAUAAUAACUUGCGAGAAGUAUAUCGCCUUAUUGUGAUGUCUGAGAGAAAUAUUAUCAACACUACCUUUGAUGAUGUGGUUGGUGUCGAUUUAUAUCAUCAUGUUGAUGCACAAGACUUGGACACAAUGGAAAGGAAACAGUAUGAUCCAGCAGUCUGUGACAGAAUCAAGGACUCCAAAGAGCCAGGGAACUGCCUCCAAGGUUGUUCCUUAUUGCAUCUGGCAUGUGACAGUGGUAAACCAUUGAUGCUUGAGUUGUUGCUGCAAUUUGGAGCUUAUAUAAAUAUGUGCGACUUCCAUGGAAGGACUCCUUUGCACCACUGCAUCUCCAGGGGGAACAAUCCACUGGCAAAGUUUCUACUUAGAAGAGGUGCACGUCCAUCAAUUAAAGAUGGCGGGGGGCUUAGCGCGCUGGAAAGAGCAAUGGAGAUGGGAGCAAUAACUGAUGACGAGCUAUUUAUAUUGCUUUCGGAAUGUGAAUAAAACUAACUUGUUCACCUCCAAUAAGCUUGCUUCAUUUGUUGUUUUGAACCCCCUAUUGUCUGUAAUCAUGAAUAAACCCUGAUACUUUUCAUUUGUUUCAAUCAGAGCAAUCCCAAGUUUGUUAUUCAUAAUUUAUUUGGGGAUGUAUCAUUUUCCCUCAAUUAUGGCGACCAGUUGAAUACAAUGGAAGCAAAAGUUCAAAGUUACUUGGCUAAUCACAUGGGCAUGAAUACAAAAUA